AUGCAAUUCGAAGCCACAGCCUCGUUUGUCCUCCUCUUACAAAUAACAUUGACAUCAACAGAGCACCAGCAUAACCGCUACAACCCACUGAAAGACGAAUGGAUACUGGUUUCUCCCCACCGCUGUAAGCGACCUUGGAGUGGGCAAACGGAACAGCCUCCUGAAGAAACCCCGGAUCCAAAUAACCCCCUUCGAGCUGGUGCUGUCAGAGCAAAUGGACAGAAAAACCCUCCGUAUACAUCGACCUACGUGUUCCCGAAUGACUUCCCGGCCCUCCUGGAGCGAGUGCCUGAUCCGCCGGCAUCUGAACAUCCAUUAUUCGUCUCCGCACCAGCUAAGGGCACGUGCAGAGUGAUGUGCUUCCAUCCAGAUUCUACCAAAACCAUUCCAUUGAUGACAGUUGAAGAGAUUUUAGCUGUGAUACAAGAAUGGAUCAGCCAGUCUCGAGAGUUGGGUCGCCGCUACGUGUGGGUACAGAUCUUCGAGAACAAGGGGGCGGUGAUGGGAUGCUCCAACCCUCAUCCUCACUGCCAGGUGUGGGCUUCGAGCUUCCUGCCCAACGAACCCAGGGUCAAGGACAGAUGCCAGAAGGAAUAUUACGAUAAACACGGAAAAGCUAUGCUGGUUGAGUAUUUGGAGCAGGAAUUGAUUAAAAAGGAGCGAAUAGUUGUAGAAGACGAGCACUGGGUGGCGCUAGUGCCGUACUGGGCGUCUUGGCCAUAUGAGACCAUGCUGCUACCGAAGAAUGGAUCCCCGCAGCGAAUGACAGAUCUAGAUGAGGACCAGACCAGAUCGUUGGCAGUCGUGAUGAAGGAGCUGAAUACCAAAUAUGACAACCUGUUCAACUGCAGUUUCCCGUACAGUAUGGGAUGGCACGGUGCUCCGACGGGUCCCCAGCACCAAGCCGGUGACUCCCCCCAUUGGCUACUACAUGGAACGUAUCUCCCCCCUCUGCUGCGCUCUGCCACCAUCAAGAAGUUCAUGGUGGGCUACGAGAUGCUGGCACAGCCCCAGCGAGACCUCAUACCGGAGCUGGCCGCUGAUACACUGCGGAAAUGUCAUGCUGUGCAUUACAAGCUGAGAUAGAAAGAUUAUACAGCUUUCCUAAU
Molecule: messenger RNA, 1109 nt
Organism: Leptidea sinapis
Lineage: Eukaryota; Metazoa; Arthropoda; Insecta; Lepidoptera; Pieridae
Gene: Galt
Product: probable galactose-1-phosphate uridylyltransferase
Exons: 8
Coding region: 1-1086 (361 amino acids)
Biological process (GO): beta-D-galactose catabolic process via UDP-galactose, Leloir pathway
Cellular component (GO): cytoplasm
Molecular function (GO): UDP-glucose:hexose-1-phosphate uridylyltransferase activity; zinc ion binding
Source: RefSeq, a predicted model, not a curated record